GUAAUUGGUGGCUGCACCAACCGAUACCGAACACAUGGAGCGGGGCCGCGGAAGACACAGAAGGGGAGGCGGCGGUCGGAGAAGGCCCUGGGGAGAGCGAGGACGUGGAGGUGACAGGGGUGGACCCGCGCACAGUGGCAGAGGAUACAGGGGCGGCUGGGGAGCAGAUCGCGAGCGCGCUGAGCCUUCACAACCCAGAGUUGAGGGCAGAAAUGAGGCUGUAGAACCCCAGGAAGAGGAUGAACAGGUGUCGUCAGGAUUCUCCAGGAGGAAAGUAACUUCCAACUGGGAUCGCUAUGAAGAAACUGAGAAGGAGCCUGAAAGUAAAGUGCUUCAAAGAGGAGCCGAUUACAGUGUCCUCCUUAGUUCAGCAGGGGAUUCCUUCACUCAGUUCAGAUUUGCUGAUGAGAAAGAAUGGGAAGCAGAAAAUCCAAGCCAAAAACAGGCCUCCGCUGUGUGUCUGGAUCUCCAGUCUCUGGGGCGAGUCCUGCAGGAGCUGCCGCUGUAUCUGCGACUCAACGUGGAGGCUGAGCUGGUUCAGGAAGCGUUACCGCAGGAGCUUCCUCAUUUUAAGACCAAAGGCACUUUAAACUUGCCUCCAGUCACCCGUACCCCAACCAGUACUGCUGCAGUGGCUAAUUCUACUCAAGUGGAAACGGCCCUUCCACAGGAACGUGUUUUAAAUGCCACAAAGGCUGCACACAACUCUUCUCCGCUUGCAUUAGAUGAAGAACUUGACUUUCUGCUUAGCCUGGAAGCCCCAGUGAAGGAGGUACCAGGCGUCCAACCGAGCAAUGAAAAUAAAGAGAGCGACCUUCAUGAGAAGAGUGAAGAACCUCUUCCAGUGACAGAUGUUGCGACUUCUUCCGAUGAGAAGGAAAAAACUGUAACUGAAGAAGAUCUAGAAGAUUGGUUGGACAGCAUGAUCUCUUGAUGUGCCAGAGGGGCAGGAAAGCUAGAGGGUGCAGUAAUAGAUAUAUAUAUAUAUAUAUAGAGCAGUAAAUUAAUUCCAUAGGCAUGUAUGACAUGACAUGUAAAAUGUAAACCUUCAGCUAAGAUCUCCUGUAUAACAGAACUGAAACGCUAGUGAAUAUGCAGUAAUGAUAGGAUUCCAAACAGGGUCUGAAUUAGGAAUUUCAUUUGAACUGUUUAAUGUUAAUCUUUUCCAGUUAAGCAGACUUUCGGAAAAUGUGGUUGAAGACCCAUCUUUUGGGUCACACAGUUCUCCCCUAGCAAAAGGCUUAUUUGUAUAAUCACUGUAUCGUUUACCAAUAAUACCAUGAAUAAAACAGCCUAGCAGUUA
Xenopus laevis (African clawed frog) is the source of this 1303-nucleotide messenger RNA. It is a transcript of the gene aven.L, whose product is annotated as apoptosis, caspase activation inhibitor L homeolog. The record is from RefSeq and is marked provisional. NCBI's taxonomy places the organism in Eukaryota, Metazoa, Chordata, Amphibia, Anura, Pipidae. Gene Ontology annotation, biological process: negative regulation of G2/M transition of mitotic cell cycle.